UUGCAACACCUUUGGAAAGCGCACCGACUACAGACUGGAACCCAGUCCAUAUUUUGUUUACUUCGUGGUCACACGUGAGAAGGAAAUGCAGCCUGCAGAUCGACUGUUUUACUCUAUCCCAAAGUCUGAUCGAGAGUCUGGCGAUGUGGCUUGGGUCAGUGACAGUUCCAUUAACUGUGCCAAACUCUUAGAUACAGUCAGAAACAGUGUCAUCGGGAGGAACAAAGUAUUUAGCGGCCCGUUUGGCCUACGGGAAGUGACCUAUCUUGACUUCAUAGCAUCAGGGAGAGCUUUGUCUUUCAUAGAGGAUUACAUCAGGAAUGAGGUUCUUCCAGAGUAUGGCAACACUCACACGACCACCAGCGUCACAUCACUCCAGACUACACUCUACAGGCAUGAGGCCAGGGACAUCAUCCGGAAUGCCGUUCAUGCGAGUGAACACGACUCUGUAAUAUUUGUUGGCAGUGGUUGUACAGGGGCUGUACACAAACUCAUCCAUGCACUGAACCUUCAGAAACCACCUGUGGUGUUUGUCGGCCCCUACGAGCAUCAUUCCAUCCUCCUGCCUUGGAAGGAGACUGGCGCUGAGAUUGUGAGAAUAAAACUGACUGGAUCAGGGCUGGUUGACUGCAGGCAUUUGGAGAAUCAGCUCAAGAAAUGGAAGAGCAAAGGGAGACAACUCAUUGGCUGUUUCUCAGCUGCAUCCAAUAUAACUGGCAUCUUGACGGAUGUCAACCGUAUCACCAUCUGCCUACACAAGCAUGGAGCACUUGCUUUCUGGGACUACGCCACACAACGGCCAGCCGACGUCCGGAUAGACAUGAACCCGGUAGUUCCAGGGAGUGACCAGCCUUUUGUGUACAAGGAUGCAGUGUUUAUUUCACCCCACAAGUUUGUGGGAGGGGCUGCCACACCUGGUGUGCUGGUCGCAAAAAAGAGCCUGUUCCAGAGUGUGGUGCCUGAGGGUGGGGGAGGGGGCUCCAUCUUCUAUGUUAGGAGAGACAGUCACCGCUACCUGCAGGAACCGGAGAUGAGGGAGGAGGGAGGGACACCCCCCAUUGUAGAGUCCAUCAGGGCUGGCCUGGUGUUCCAGCUGAAGGAGGCGAUCACCCCUGAGGUCAUCAUGCAGCGGGAACAGGAGCUGUGCAGGCUAGCUGUGGAGUCCCUCUCAUCAUGUGACAACCUUGUCGUCCUCGGUAACCACGAUGUCACUCGACUUCCCAUCUUCUCCUUCCUCGUCUACAACCCCACCACCGGCCGAUUCCUCCAUCACAACUUCGUGAGCACCAUCCUCAACGAUGUGUUUGGCAUCCAGGCUCGUGGGGGAUGUGCCUGUGCAGGGCCCUACGCUAUGGAUCUGCUUGGUCUGGAAGAAGGUACUGCAGAGACAAUAGAGAAACUUCUGGUGGAAGACAGUCGACUCGACAGAACACAUCUGAGGAGAUACCGGGAGUACUCCCACAGAGAGAUCCUGAGACCUGGCUUCACCCGCCUCAACCUGCCUUACUUCAUGGAUGAUGCAUGCUUGGAGUUUGUGUUGGAGGCCGUCAAGAUGGUGGCCGACCAUGCCUGGAAACUGCUGCCUCAGUACAUCUUCAACCCGGAGACCGGUGAGUGGAGACAGAAGAACUUCCAGGUGUUCCGAGACCGGAAAUGGUUGGGACACAUCUCCUACUUGACUGGGGAGAUGAAGUACAAGGUGCCGGCCCCUAUUGUGAAGGGACCACUGCCAUCUGGAUACAAGGACUGUCUUGAAAAGGCCAGUGCUGUUUUCAAGCAAGCAGAAAAGCCUAGAGGACAGUUGCCUGACCAGACACUGCUGUUUGAUGACCACUCACGUCCAUACAGGUGGUUCAUGCUGCCUAGUGAAGCUCUGGACUGUCUCCGUGGCAACACAGUCAUGCAGGUCUCAGUUUCUGACCUGCCUUUUGUACCUCCACCACUGAAGAGCAGAUUUGGAUUGACCAAUGGCAGAGAGGAACCUAGCAGUGAUGAACUUGAUGAUGAUGAUGAAAAUAUUUUAGAAUGUGAAGGUCAAGGCAAUAUUAAUUGUGAAAUAACUCCUGAAUUUUCUGAAGGGAUGGUCGAAUGUUUAGAGAGGGGAUUUGAAGGUGAUCAGGUAAAUGAGAAUCUGGUCAAGGAUAAUGAACCUGAGUCAUCUGCAGAAAGCAAUUCUGCAGCAGGUGCAAUAUCAGACUCUGUAGCAACAGGAAGCCUCAUAGAAGCAUCUGCUGCUGAAGGUGAUAAGGAAACGAUGUCUGUGAUAGUCCCAAGUACACAUAUUGAUGGCUCCCAUCUAGCCAGGAGUUCCAGUUUGUCUGGAGAGACUAAUACAGAAAAUAAUGAAGGUGAAAAUAAACAGUUGAAUCACUCGAUCCCAUCAUGUGUGAAGUCAGAUACCAGCCUGCAAGAAGACGCAGAUGUCACCUGUGAAGAUUCUGAGGGAAAUGGUCAACAACAAGGGUUAAUGGAGGGCUCAGUUUGUCCCUUGGUUUGCCCUCAUCCACAGAAGACAGCCCCAGUUGGGGGUGUAGAAGGGGCUGAACCUCCCAAGUGUAAAUGGUUCUCUCCUCCUAAAACAAUAUUCAAGGCAACAGUGAAGGCUGUUGAAGAACACAACAUGAUCCGUGACGGUGACCGUCUGCUUGUGUGUCUGUCUGGAGGCAAGGACUCCCUGUCACUGCUGCACACCAUCAGACAGUACCAGUUCUACUGCAAGGGCCAGGGGAUCCGCUUUGACUUUGGUGCUGUGACAGUUGAUCCCCAGACCCCAGCGUACGAUCCAAGCCCCCUGAAACAAUACCUCAACGUGCUGGGGGUGCCAUACUUUUAUGAGUCACAAUGUAUCCUGGAGACAGCUGAGAACCUGCCCGACGGCUGUGCAUCAAUCUGCAGCUUCUGUAGCCGCAUGAAGCGUGGCCGCAUCUACGCUGCGGCCCGCCGGGAAGGAUACAACGUGCUGGCUCUCGGACAACAUCUGGAUGACCUGGCAGAGAGUUUUCUGAUGUCCUUCUUUCACAAUGGUGUGAUCAGAACAAUGAAGGCCCACUACACAGUCCAAGAGGGGGAUUUGAGAGUGAUCAGACCAUUUGUGUUUGUACGAGAGAAAGAGCUACGCCACUUUGCUGAAAAGAACAAGCUACCUGUGAUAGCAGAGAACUGUCCUGCAUGCUUUGAGGCUCCUAAGGAGCGUCAUCGGACGAAGCAACUGCUAGCCUCUCAGGAGCUGUUGUUCCCACACCUAUACAACAGCAUCAUGGCUGCCAUGAAGCCAGUGAUGGCCAUCAGCAGGACCGGCCACGGCUUUACCCAGGCUGUAGCUGCCAACGGACGGGACGAAGAUGAGGACAUUGAUACAGUGUGAUGUCAUGAGAAACAAGACAAUCAAACAAUGCAGAAUUGAUUAAUUCAAGUCAGAUUUUGAAACUUCUGAACUGACUUGGAUGGUGGAGCAGUUAAAAAUGCUGGAUUUGAUAUGAUAUGAAGAUAAACAAGGUUCUGGUGGAAUAGGUCCCCAGUCCUUAGUACCCAGUACUUGAGCGUUGGUCCUGGGUAUCUCAGGUCAAAGUCUUCAUGGUGUACAUGGCACCAUGACAUAACAGUAACAUUGUUGGUCCUGGGUAUCUCAGGUCAAAGUCUUCAUGGUGUACAUGGCACCAUGACAUAACAGUAACAUUGUUGGUCCUGGGUAUCUCAGGUCAAAGUCUUCAUGGUGUACAUGGCACCAUGACAUAACAGUAACAUUGUUGGUCCUGGGUAUCUCAGGUCAAAGUCUUCAUGGUGUACAUGGCACCAUGACAUAACAGUAACAUUGUUGGUCCUGGGUAUCUCAGGUCAAAGUCUUCAUGGUGUACAUGGCACCAUGACAUAACAGUAACAUUGUUGGUCCUGGGUAUCUCAGGUCAAAGUCUUCAUGGUGUACAUGGCACCAUGACAUAACAGUAACAUUGUUGGUCCUGGGUAUCUCAGGUCAAAGUCUUCAUGGUACAUGGCACCAUGACAUAACAGUAACAAUGUUGGUCCUGGGUAUCUCAGGUCAAAGUCUUCAUGGUGUACAUGGACAUGACAUAACAGUAACAUUGUUGGUCCUUGGUAUCUCAGGUCAAAGUCUUCAUGGUGUACAUGGCACCAUGACAUAACAGUAACAUUGUUGGUCCUGGGUAUCUCAGGUCAAAGUCUUCAUGGUGUACAUGGCACCAUGACAUAACAGUAACAUUGUUGGUCCUGGGUAUCUCAGGUCAAAGUCUUCAUGGUGUACAUGGCACCAUGACAUAACAGUAACAAUGUUGGUCCUGGGUAUCUCAGGUCAAAGUCUUCAUGGUGUACAUGGCACCAUGACAUAACAGUAACAUUGUUGGUCCUUGGUAUCUCAGGUCAAAGUCUUCAUGGUGUACAUGGCACCAUGACAUAACAGUAACAUUGUUGGUCCUGGGUAUCUCAGGUCAAAGUCUUCAUGGUGUACAUGGCACCAUGACAUAACAGUAACAUUGUUGGUCCUUGGUAUCUCAGGUCAAAGUCUUCAUGGUGUACAUGGCACCAUGACAUAACAGUAACAUUCUAACAGCAGUGUUGUAAAAAAUACACACUCAUAAAACAGAGAGAAAAUACUCUUUCAUUUGCAAACGUUUGUCUCAAAUGAUCGCAGGUGUGUAUUUCUCACAUUUUGAAAGUGAAUUGUUAAUUCAUUUCAGAUUGAAAAUGAUGAUUUUACAAAGUGAAAGAUAUUUUCAAGAUAUUGUCAUCAUGUGUCUCAUGAAAUAUGGAAUCGGAUAAUUAGAAGUCUGCUCAUCAUGGUGAUGCCAUAAUUCCAGAUUCCUGGAACUCUUCUGUUCCUGCUGAUGUGGAUUAUAUUAUUUAUUGACUAUAUAUACUGAUUGUGUAUCACCGAGUUCUGCAUUAAAGUAUCCAUGGAAUGA
Molecule: messenger RNA, 4916 nt
Organism: Haliotis rubra (blacklip abalone)
Lineage: Eukaryota; Metazoa; Mollusca; Gastropoda; Lepetellida; Haliotidae
Exons: 24
Coding region: 86-3364 (1092 amino acids)
Source: RefSeq, a predicted model, not a curated record